CAUCACGUCUCUGUUGUGUGUGUGUGUGGGCGUGCGUGUUGACGUGCAUGUGUUUGUUUCCAGCCCUCACCACCACCACCACCAGCUCGGGUAGAUUUGCUGCUGCAUCCACCCCGCGGUAGCAAAAAAGAAAAAAACGAAACAAGUGUUCAUAAGUGUCAGCGCAUGUAUCAGAAACAGUGAAAAGCGUCAGUCCUGACCUUCCCGCUCCAGAGGGCAUCAGCAGCUCGCCUCGUUCAGUGGCGUCCGCCCCCAUGACCCGUUGAGUUGGGACCCAGCCCCACCGUGGCUCAUGCGCUGUACCCGUUUCCCUCCCUGUCCUCCUCCUCCCUCAAGCUGACGCAGAAUCCCAGGCACCUCCCUCCCCUCCCCCUUCCCCAACCCCACCUAGUCCCCAGCGACUCGCCCCCGCCCGCUAUGGCGCCUGGCACAGAGACAGUCCACUACAUCCACCUCCACAACUCCAGCCAGUCGGUGCUGGAGGCCCUGCGCACCCAACGGCGCGAGGGCCUCUUUUGCGAUGUGACGGUACGCAUCCACGACGCGUCAUUGCGGGCCCACGCCUGUGUUCUGGCAGCUGGCAGCCCCUUCUUCCAGGACAAGUUGCUCCUGGGACACUCAGAGAUCUCAGUGCCGCCCUUGGUGCCGGCCGAAACGGUCAAGCAGCUGGUGGACUUCAUGUACAGCGGCUCGCUGGUGGUGCUCCAGUCGCAGGCGCUCUGCAUCCUCACCGCCGCCAGCAUACUGCAGAUCAAGACGGUCAUUGACGAGUGCACGCAGAUUAUCUCGCAGAGGAAGGCAGCGAGUGCGGCGGCGGCAGCUGCUGCGGCGGCGGCGGUCGGCGGGGGGAUGCUGGGCAGCGUCCUCCCCAAGCAAGAGGAGCGUGGCGGCGGUGGAGGGAAAGGGAGGGAGAGCGGUGGCAGCUGUUCAGGCAGCGUCAGCGGAGGAUACCCCAACUUCCCUAACUUCAUGGUGGAGUGCAGCGCCAGUAACUUGGGUGGCGAGAGCGGGCCCGGCCCCAGGGUUUCUGCGCAAGAACCCUGCGGCCCAAUGGAGCAGGCCAACAGUCUGAUGGCGCUGGGGGACAUGGGCCCGACGUCCUUAUGCGGAGGUGGCGAGGGUCUGGGCGGUGGCCUCAUCAAGCAGAGCCCCAGCUGCACGCAGGACGUCCGCUACAAGCUGCGCGACCUGCUAGCCCAGACGGCAGACAACGGGGGCGCCGCCCGAGCCGCCAGCCUGUCCGCAAGCUGCAGCUCCGGCGUGGGCAGCGUAGACAGCGUCGGCAGGGAUAGUCUCCGUGGCAACGCCACCGACCUCUCCGACGACCUGGUGAACAUGGAGCACUUCAGCGAGGAGGAGGACUUGGACGGCAGGGAGCGUGGCAGAGAUGGAGACCGAGACAGGGGGGCAAGCCAUAGCCGCAAGCAGAGGCAGCCACUCAGGCUCCAGGUGUUGGGAGGCGGAGGUGAGGGCGUCGUGGUGAAAGAUGAGGGAGCGCAGGACGCCGACGGGACGGCCUACGACCUGGAGGACGGCAGGCGGGACGGAGAGCAGGGCGGACCCCAGGGAGCCAUGGCGGCCUUCGGACAGGACUUCUAUGACGAGCAGGGUGUCUUCACUGAGAGUUUCUGGCCGCAGAGCGAACCUCCUCAGCCCAUGGCGUUUAAUCCCAGAGGACGGGUCAGCAAGCCUCUGACUCCACCCCCAACCUCGCAGUCCAUCAACAACCAGCUUCUUUUCCAGUACCCAGUGAGCCAGUCGCAGCCGCCGCCGUUCUACAUGGGAGGGAUGGACACCAUGGCGGGGGCGGAACCCAGCCAACAGGCCCCGCCGCCUGUCCCCAUGACACCGGCGCCACCCCCCGCCACCAACACGGCCGUCGCCUGCUCUUCGGGCCCCUCGCCUUCCUCCCAAGGAUCCGAGACCUCCUUCGACUGCACGCACUGUGGCAAAUCUUUACGUUCCAGGAAGAAUUACAGCAAGCACAUGUUCAUCCACUCCGGUCAGAAACCUCACCAGUGCUCCAUCUGCUGGCGCUCUUUCUCCCUGCGCGACUACCUCCUCAAGCACAUGGUGGUGCAUACGGGCGUGCGGGCCUUCCAGUGCUCCAUGUGCGGCAAGCGCUUCACGCAGAAGAGCUCGCUCAACGUGCACAUGCGCACGCACCGCGCCGAGCGCACCUUCCAGUGCAACGUGUGCCACCGGGCUUUCACUCACCGCACCUUGCUGGAGCGCCACGCCCUGCAGCACGCGCCCCAGGUCCCGCCAGGGCGCAGCGUCGACAUGACCUCGGCCGCCAAGCACAGCCCUCCCGCCAUGGGGGGGCCCUCAGGUAUGGCCGGGGCGGCCGGCAUGGUGGGCGGAAUGGCCAACCUCCCGGGCCACGGCGCCGCAUCCAACUAGAGUCGACGGCGGGAGCACGGGUACCAGGCCAUUCAGGCCCUUCCUCAAGCCGGCCGCCGUGGGGUUCCAUCAGCAGAGGUGGGGGGCGCAAGUCACAUGACAUGACUCUGGUCACACUUAAAUUGCCAGUUUUAGGACUUGUUUGGCUAAAACCCUUUAUUUGUGAGACCCAACACGACUUUGACUUGAACUAAAUGUUUCCCAACCUACUUGUAGGACAUUACAAAAAAAUCUCAAGGCAAACUGUAAAGCAACAAACAAAAAUGUCACAAAAAGUGGAUACAGACUUCCCCGUCUAUUUUAGCAAAAACGUUUUGUGGAACUUAUCCUAAUGUUAUUUGAUUUGAAACGUGUUUGUUGCUUUGUGAAACCCCCUAAGAUGGCGCCAAAGCCCUCUCUAAUAUAAAAGUAGUGUUUUGGGGCCAUCUUGUGGUAUCUUGAUGCCAGGGAAUUAUCUUGAAGUGAGGAGAGGAGCUUCAAUUAAACUGGCUAAAGCAUUGGCUAAUAUAAAUGUAGAGCUUUGGCGCCAUCUAACAUCUAAAGGCAAUUAUGAACCUUUUUGGGGGUGUCGGUUGCGUGUGAAUUUUCACGAUUCGCGGUCGGGCUUAGUCCCUAUUACUGUACACAGGUUAAAUAUGUACUUUCUGUCAUCUAGUGGAAGGGGAUGUAAUUGUUCUUCCUCUCACUAUAGGUUGCUGGUGUAGAUAACAGAACAAAGAUACAUUAUUUGAAGUAAAUAAAUACUUUCUGGAAAAUUUCCCACAGUCCACUAAUGUGCUGCAACACACUGGUUGUGAAUUAUUGAACGACGUGACUUGACAAGUCUGUUUACGUUUAAAAUCUGCAUUUUAUUUAGCUCAUUAGUUAUUUUUUUGUCGAGGGCGCGCAAACCUCGCAACCCACCAGUGCGCUACGAGUUGAAGUGCGGAGGCCACAGUAUGAAGCAAGUACAGUGGUACCUCAACUUACGAGUUGAAUUUGGAUUCAAGGAUUUUGGGGGUGAUCAAAUUGGGACAAAGAGAAUAUGAGAGACACAACAACCAUCCAGCCAUCCAUUUUCUGAGCCACUUCUCCUCACUCGGGUCGCGGGCGUGCUGGAGCCUAUCCCAGCUGUCAUCGGGCAGGAGGCGGGGUACACCCCGAACUGGUUGCCAGCCAAUCGCAGGGCACAUACAAACAAACAACCAUUCGCACUCACAGUCAUGCCUACGGGCAAUUUAGGGUCUCCAAUUAAUGCAUGUUUUUUGGGAUGUGGGAGGAAACCGGAGUGCCCGGAGAAAACCCACGCAGAACAUGCAAAGUCCACACAGGCGGGGCCGGGGAUUGAACCCGGGUCCUCAGAACUGUAAGGUUUAUGUCAGUUAUACGUUUAAUUAAGAAUAAAGCGUAAUGAACAAUAGAGAGACUGGUUUGGGUCAAUUCGAAAACAAUGUGAAUGUGUUAGUACAGCUAACUCGCGCCAGUCCAGACAGCGAGUGCAAGAUUGUAUGACUUGACUUUGAAUUGUAUGCAAUGACUUGACUCAAAUUUCGUGGGGACUCGACUCGACCUGCUUGUUUUUUGCCACAGUAACUCGGGACUUGAGACUUAGUCACAGUAUGACUUGCAUAUUUCUGACUUCCUCCCACCUCUGCCUAACAGACCGGAACCUUCCCACGGGGCUCCCGCAGAGGCUCUUUUGGAACCCAAUGCACAACUCAUCAGAACCGUAUUUCCUCACCCUCACUCUACUGAGCCCACGUGGCCAACAACCUCACAGUAUUAACCUACACUUGAACAUUUCCGCAAAGAGCCUCUGUGGGAACAAACAAUGUUUGGAGGUUUGGGUCCAUGUGGGUGGCUAAAAGGCGUGCAGUGAGGGUGGGUAUUAUGGGUGGGGGCGGGUGGUGGUUAUCAGGUGGGUUUGGGGGGGUCAUGACAAAGCUUGAGAGGAGAUUAUUGGAGGAGGUUGGAAAGGUUUCAUUCACAAUCAGUUCAUUUAGUCUUAAAAGUUGGCAGUCAAACAAACGUCCUACCCCAGGUCCCCCUACCUGCUGGAAUGACCCGGAACCGGAAAUGUCAGGACUCCGAAAACCGCUCUGAGACUUAAAUGAGUUGACUGUGAAGGAAAACCGGGGUGGAGAUGGGAAGUAGGAGGGCGGCAACGGCAGGCGUCGUGAAAUGAAAUUCAACUUCAUCCAUCAGACACGUUGGUCACAGUUUCCACAGGCGUCCACCGGCUGCACCCCGCAAUCAAAUACCUCGAAACAGGACGCACUGCAAAUAGGAAAUGUUUUGGAAACAUUUCAAGCUUCUAUUACACGCACGCACGCACGCACACACACACACACACACAGCUACAAUUACCUCGGCAGUCCAAAGACAGGCUUUUUGUGUCAUAUUUGAAGCUACAACAGUUAAAGCUUAAAAGACGCAUCCGUUUACAUUUGAAAAGUUUAUUACUUCAGUGUGAAAAAAAACACAGUGGUAACAGCGCUCACUUUGUUCUUUGUUGCUCCUGUGAUGCAGAAGUUUAGAAAAAUGCUUUUAACAUGAAAGAGCCAUUGAGAGGAAGGGAAAGUCGGUGGGGAAAACUUUGACAAAUCAAUGAUUUCUAUCAGGAUUUUAUAUAUGUAUUAUAAAAAAAAUAAAAAUGAAUGUUUGGUUGUGUUUCGGGCUUUUAGGUGGUUGAUGCACUUCUCGUGUCACAAAAGAAAAUAUUAUUAUUAUUAUUUUUUUUUUUUUUAGUCAAACUAAAAAUGAAUCAUGAAAUUGUACAAUCACCCCUAAAAGAGUUUUUGACCAAGUCAAAAAAAAAUGGUGAUAAUGUCAAGUUAUCACAUUAAUAUUUAUUGCAAUUUGAUCUCUAUGCACACCUAAGUUUGCACAUCCUGUUUCUUAGAGCUAGAUGUUGUCGUUCCCCCUCAAAUAUUUGGCCUCUUUCCCCCCCCCCCCCCCCACGCCCUUUGGUGUACCUAUUCGCCAGUCUUGAAUCAAAGUUAUUUUCGUACGCAAAAAGCUUGUGGAGACCUCACGCUAAAGAUUUGACAUGAAAUGUCCCCAUGGUUAAAUGUGGCAAAGACGAGUGCACACAUGCUGUCACGUAAUAAGCUAAAUGUCCACUUUGAACGCCAAACCUCUGGUGCUUUUUUCGUUUUCUUUUUUGGGGUUGUUCUUGUUGUUGUUGUUGUUGUUGUUGUUUGUGUUCUCUUUCUGGACAUAUUUACCUCAUUUUGGCAGCUGCCAACAACAUGAAGGCGGUGCUCUCCUCAGUCAACUUAACAGUGUUUUGAUUUUUUUGGGGGGCGGAUUUGAUUUCUUCUCAGUGGCAGAAGUGGUUGUGGUGCAUUCAAGGACCCGUGUACAGUACUGUAACAUGUCAGCCUUUUGUGACGUACUGUGUGAUGCCUUUUCUGUUCUUCUUCUACUUCUAGGAUGUUUUCUACAGGAAAUCCUCUCCGACAUGCAGUGGCGGUUUUAUAAACUUGUCAACCUUUCAAAAAAAGAAAAGCAAGCCGACCUUUUCUGUAUGACAAAGGCAUGAUUUUAACCUUUUUCUGACAACUUGUAGAUGUUGUAGUCGAUGACUCUAAUUGAAUUUGAAAACUGAUUGAGUGUUUUCAAGGAUUUUUUUUCUCCAAUUAAACGUCUUCUACGACUGAAGGCC
This is a messenger RNA of Phyllopteryx taeniolatus (common seadragon), 6049 nucleotides long. RefSeq names its product zinc finger and BTB domain containing 45 (gene zbtb45). The transcript has 7 exons. The record is from RefSeq and is a predicted model, not a curated record. Gene Ontology annotation, biological process: regulation of transcription by RNA polymerase II. Gene Ontology annotation, cellular component: nucleus. The coding region runs from base 418 to 2403 and encodes 661 amino acids. Gene Ontology annotation, molecular function: DNA-binding transcription factor activity, RNA polymerase II-specific; protein binding; RNA polymerase II cis-regulatory region sequence-specific DNA binding. Lineage: Eukaryota; Metazoa; Chordata; Actinopteri; Syngnathiformes; Syngnathidae.